Molecule: messenger RNA, 972 nt
Organism: Paramormyrops kingsleyae
Lineage: Eukaryota; Metazoa; Chordata; Actinopteri; Osteoglossiformes; Mormyridae
Product: olfactory receptor 2AT4-like
Biological process (GO): G protein-coupled receptor signaling pathway
Cellular component (GO): membrane
Molecular function (GO): olfactory receptor activity; G protein-coupled receptor activity
Source: RefSeq, a predicted model, not a curated record
AUGUCAUACCAGUAUUCCAAUGCAACCAAAGUCACAGAGUUUAUACUCACUGGGUUUCCAGGACUUCAACCCAGUUACUUUGGAUUCAUAUCUGUGGUUUUACUAUUUGUUUACCUGGCCAUUGUAGGAGGCAACAGCUUUAUUUUUACUGUUAUUGUCAUAGAGAGAAGUCUUCAAAAACCCACUUAUCUCCUGUAUUGCAACCUGGCUGUGUCAGACCUAAUCUUUGCCACCACCACCUUGCCCAAAGUUAUUUCCCGGUACUUGGCAGAGGACAAGAUCAUCUCUUUCCCUGCCUGUUUUUUACAGAUGUUUAUUAUACAUUUAUUAGGACACUGCAAUUCACUGCUGAUGAUGAUAAUGGCUCUUGAUCGUUAUGUUGCCAUAUGCAACCCCCUCAGAUACCAAAUGCUUAUUAAAAAUUCCACCAUUCUGACCCUGUGCAGCAUAUCCUGGCUAUUUUCAUUUAUGUGGAUGGUCAUCAUACUUAUUCGCUCAGUCACUUUGCCCUACUGCAACUCUAACAUCAUUGUACAGUGCUACUGUGACCAUUUCCAGAUAACCAACCUAGCAUGUGUCAAUGUAAAUAAUGUUCAAAUGACAGCUUUUGUUGAAGCCAUGAUUAUAUUGUUAGGUCCACUUGCUUUUAUAAUAUUUUCUUACAUCUCAAUCAUUAUCUCAGUUUUAAAAAUUGCAGACUCAGAGGGACGGCACAAAACCUUCUCCACCUGCAGUCCACAGCUAUUCAUCAUAGGCCUCUAUUACCUCCCCCGGUGUUUCGUUUAUAUUGCAAACACCAUAAACCUGAAGAUCAGCACAGAUGUGCGCAUCCUGAUGAUCAUGCUGUACAGCCUCUUUCCCCCCAUUGUGAACCCUCUGAUAUACUGCUUCAAAACCAAAGAAAUUAAGGAUACUUUGUCUGCGAAAGUUAAGAAGAAGAAGUUAAAUGACAAAUUUAGUGUGCCAUUAUAA